AUGGGAAGUCUCGGAUACAAACUCCUUCUGGCUCUUGGAAUCUUAUUUGCUAACGGUUUGGGCGGUUUUUUUACCAUCACUGCUAUGAGAUGCAUGUCUAGAGCGAAAACUGUGAAUACUUACGCCCAAUCUUUCACUGCUGGAAUUUUCCUUGGAAUCGUGUUUUUGAUGUUGAACCCUGAACUUCCGAUUGAAGAAGCGGACUUCAACAAGAAAUACAACAGUAAAUCCCACACUUCUAUUACAUCUUGCUCUGCUGUUUUUGGAAUUAUCUUCAUGCUCUUAAUUGAUUCGACUAUCAAGGCCAUCCGGGAGAAAAAGAAAAGUUUGGAAGACGUUGAGAUGUCCGAACUCCCUCUCGCCUCCUCCAUGACUGUCAUCUCCCCACCACCAGAUAACCUGUACAAGUUCGUUUUGUUCGCCACGUUGAUGUCAGUGCAUUCAUUGUUCGAGGGCCUUCCGAUUGGUUACAAGGAUGCCAAAGAGGAUAUCUUAUCCUAUGGGCUUCCGAUGCUCCUGCACAAGUUUUUGGAGGCAAUGACUGUCGCUUCGGCUGGAUACAAGGAGAAAAAGGUGCACGCAAUUCUUGGUUGUACCAUCCAUUCUCUCAUGACACCGAUUGGUUCUCUUAUUGGACUCACGCUGACUGGAGAGCACAACAAUCUCAUGGUUGACGUUGCUCUUCUUGUUGUUAUGGGAAUGUCUGUUGGAACGAUUGUUUACAUUACUUUCAUGGAGAUUUUGACCCCACUAAUGGAGAACCCGGAAUUCAAAGGAGUCGGAGAAUUCAAGAAAAUUGGUGCUAUUUUAGGAGGAUUCUUGGCGACGGUUGCUAUUUCGGCUGUGAUUGGAACUCUCGAAUCUCACCAGGCAACUAGUGGCACUGCGAUUUGA
Caenorhabditis briggsae is the source of this 894-nucleotide messenger RNA. Gene Ontology annotation, molecular function: zinc ion transmembrane transporter activity. The transcript is spliced from 6 exons. Lineage: Eukaryota; Metazoa; Nematoda; Chromadorea; Rhabditida; Rhabditidae. Gene Ontology annotation, biological process: zinc ion transmembrane transport. Gene Ontology annotation, cellular component: plasma membrane. The coding region runs from base 1 to 894 and encodes 297 amino acids. The record is from RefSeq and is a predicted model, not a curated record.